AUGACUGAGAUCAUUCCUGGCUUGCAAGGGGAGAUACCGGCUAACUCUACAAAGGGCGUUCCCUUCGUAGCAGGAAAUAAAAAGGUUGCAGCUUGUGCAAAGCAUUAUGUGGCAGAUGGUGGAACAAACAACGGCAUCAAUGAGAACAACACACUGAUAAACAAACAUGGGUUGCUCAGCAUUCACAUGCCACCCUACUAUGACUCAAUUAUCAAAGGUGUGGCAACCAUUAUGGUAUCUUACUCAAGCUCGAAUGGAGUAAAGAGGCAUGCUAACCGUGAUCUUGUCACCAGCUUCCUUAAGAACACUCUCCGUUUUAGGGGGUUUGUCAUCUCAGACUGGGAGGGUAUUGACAGAAUCACCUCUCCACCUCAUGCCAACUACUCUUAUUCAAUUCAGGUAGGAAUCAAUGCCGACAUUGACAUGUUUGUCAUGGGACUAUUUGAGGAACCGUUGGCUGAUCUCAGCCUGGUCAACCAGCUUGGCAGUCAGGAACAUAGAGAAUUGGCUAGGGAAGCUGUGAGGAAAUCACUGGUGCUGCUCAAGAAUGGUGAAUCUGCUGACAAGCCAUUGCUACCCCUUCCCAAGAAGGCCUCAAAAAUACCUGUAGCUGGAGUGGAGGGUGGACUAUGGAGUGGCAGGAGGUGUCAAACGGGACUGGCCGGCCCAGCAUGGCACGAUCCCUUAAAUGAGGCACGGCACGAUCCCUUAAAUGAGGCACGGCACAGCCAUGGUCCGAGCCCGCUUCAAGCACGGCACGAGCCCAAGCCCGCUUCAAGCACGGCCCAUGCUUGGCCCACUUAA
Molecule: messenger RNA, 804 nt
Organism: Prunus armeniaca (apricot)
Lineage: Eukaryota; Viridiplantae; Streptophyta; Magnoliopsida; Rosales; Rosaceae
Source: the annotation of a GenBank genome assembly